Penaeus indicus is the source of this 523-nucleotide messenger RNA. RefSeq names its product ubiquinol-cytochrome-c reductase complex assembly factor 2-like. Bases 16 to 513 code for a protein of 165 amino acids. Lineage: Eukaryota; Metazoa; Arthropoda; Malacostraca; Decapoda; Penaeidae. The record is from RefSeq and is a predicted model, not a curated record. Gene Ontology annotation, cellular component: mitochondrial matrix. The transcript is spliced from 3 exons. Gene Ontology annotation, biological process: mitochondrial respiratory chain complex III assembly.
UUUACUUAUCAUGAAAUGUAUGCAACCCAUUACAAAGAGCACAAGAAGUAUCGGUGUCAGCGAAGGCAGCAGACGAGGCGCUGCGCCGGACUGAAGAAGGAAGCUCAUGUGCCGGAGGUGCGGCCAGUACGCCUGCAUUUAGUUACCUUCUCUAAAAAAAUACGAGAAGGAAUGGCCAGGAACAGCUACAGAAACUUCUUACGUUUGUUAGAAAAGUGGCCUUUGGACGAGAGCAAGAAAGGGGGAAGGGACCUGGGAGAACACCUGCGCAUCAGAGUGUCAGAGGCAUUUAGACUUGGUGAUGCUACUCCCACAGAUGAAGCAGAUUGCCAGAGGGUCUGCGCUUCUUUAAAUCGCAUAGCAAACAAUAGUUAUGCUACAAGAUAUCCUCGUAAAUUAACCAGUACAUCAACAGGGGUCACAGUUCAGGAGUGUCAUCAGAUUGCCUCAACAGAGUUUCUAAAAGCAAUCGAAGAAAGCGAUAAAGGAUUAUUAUCGGGCAUGUUCAAGUAGAGAUAAUUGU